Molecule: messenger RNA, 275 nt
Organism: Loa loa (African eye worm)
Lineage: Eukaryota; Metazoa; Nematoda; Chromadorea; Rhabditida; Onchocercidae
Exons: 2
Coding region: 39-275 (78 amino acids)
Source: RefSeq, a predicted model, not a curated record
AGCACAGUGAUAAAUUUGAUCAAAGCUUAACACAAUCGAUGAAACCGAAGGGUACUGCAAAUGGGAUAAAUCAAAUAUCAGAUGAUAGGACAGGUUUAAAUGGUACUGUACAAGCACCAGCAAUUACUCAACGAAAUUUUGCCGAUGAUAAGGGGUCAUCUUUGCCAUUUGGUGAGGAUAAUCCAGUGAUAAUCGAUUCUUCAAUACCGAAUGAAAAACGAAGAAGACGACGAAAACGGCGGCAAACGUUAAAGGUAUAUUUUUGGGAAUUUUGA